AAACAAACAUGCAUUGGCGGUUGAUUUUACUGCUCAAUUCUACAACAAUAAAUCCUGAAUUUCUAUGAAAACCAACUGCGUGUAAUAUUUACGGAUUAUCUAAUAAAUGCUUUGCACAAUGGAAUUAAGUUAUAAAUAAAGAGGGAUUUCAUCGCUUUUUUGUCUAUAAUGGCAGGAAGGGGCAGAGGGCAGCUCACUUUCUCUGUGGAGAUUGUUGGAAUCGGUAAAGGAGAAAAUCUCCCUCCAUCCUCCGUCCAGCCGACCCCUCUAUUCCCUCCUUUGGAUCAGAAGCCGGUGCCCCUGCAGACGGGUGAGGAGGCCGAGUACAUGCUGGCACUCAAACAGGAGUUCAGAGGAGCCAUGAAGACGCUCCCCUUUUACAUCCGUCCAGCUGCACCCAAGAAAGAUGUGGAGCGUUACUCUGACAAAUACCAGAAAAUUGAAACCUCUGAUAACAGUUUGGAAUGGAAGCCAGAUUGGAGGCGUUUUCCGAAGGAGCUGCGCAUGAGAGAGAAGAGACCCCUGAGAGACAAUAAGGGAGCAGGUGAGGCUGAUGCGCUCAUGAAUGAGUGUGUAAAGACGAGCCGAACCAGCAGGUCUGCGCUUCGCUCUCUGACUCAUCGGCGUCUCUGGGGAAAUCAGAGAGAUGGCUCUCAGCCGCGCUGCACACACAUCUCCAGAAUGAAAGGAUGGAGAGAAAGAGGAGAUGAGAGAGGGAUGAAGGUUUAGGCUUGAAGAGCGUCUGUCACCAAGAGAGGAGAGAAGAUUAUUUUUAGUCCUUCUGUGUCUUUUGUCAGAGGAGCUGUGAUCAAUGAGUUGAUGUUAUUAUGGGAAGAUGUUGCUGAUGUCAUUUCCACAGUCAAAAACACGGUUUUGCU
Messenger RNA from Sinocyclocheilus anshuiensis, 878 nucleotides. Its product is annotated as DNA-directed RNA polymerase III subunit RPC7-like. The transcript has 6 exons. Gene Ontology annotation, biological process: transcription by RNA polymerase III. The record is from RefSeq and is a predicted model, not a curated record. NCBI's taxonomy places the organism in Eukaryota, Metazoa, Chordata, Actinopteri, Cypriniformes, Cyprinidae. Gene Ontology annotation, cellular component: RNA polymerase III complex. The coding region runs from base 169 to 729 and encodes 186 amino acids.